AUGCAGGCCAACGCGUCCAAGCCACUAGCACCUGUAAGCCGCGCAGAUCUGCAGAAGACAAAGGACGAAGGACAACGACUUGUAUGCAUAACUGCCUUUGACCUGCCUACAGCGCUUUCUGUGCGUGCAGCCGGGGCGGAUAUGUGUCUUGUGGGUGAUUCACUAGCGAACGUAGCGCUUGGUUAUGCGUCGACUCGCUCUCUUACCCUGGAUGCCUCAAUCCACCAUGCUAAAACAGUAUACCAGGCAAUCCAUGCCGCCGCCCUGCAAUAUGAUGCACGAUGCCCUCGAGCGCCAAUGGUGAUUGCGGACAUGCCCUUUGGGUCGUGUACCCAAGACCUUACCACGUCCGUACAGAACGUCAUUCGCGUUGUGAAAGAGACUCAAGCAGGCGCCGUAAAAAUUGAAGGCUCGCAUGAAAUUAUACCACUAAUCAAGCAGCUAACAGAGCUUGGCAUUGACGUGAUGGGGCACAUUGGUUUGCAGCCACAGAGAUUUAGCGAUGCGUCAGGGUUUCGUGUACAGGGCAACACUGCCGAAAGUGCGCUGGAGCUGGUAAAAAUAGCUCAGGCGCUGGAAGAAGCUGGCUGCUUUUCUAUGGUGCUAGAGUGUAUGCCAGCCAAGGUCGGUGCGGCGAUCAGCGAGCGUGUUCGCAUUCCUACGAUCGGGAUCGGCGCUGGUCCUUAUACGCAUGGCCAAGUUCUCGUGUGUAGCGAUAUUGCAGGUGAUCUUGCCAGCCCUGCCCAUGUCUCUGCGGUGCUUGCGGGCUUGGAAGAAGCAUCGUCCUCGCCAUCGACGGCUAUGCCGGCGCCGCCGCAAUGGCCAGCGCCGCCACGGUUUGUACGCACGUUCUCGCAACCGCAGCUGGGUGUGCAUCGAAUUAUGGCGAUGCGUGCAUUUGCCGAGGCUGUGCGUGAUGGCACAUUCCCUGAUCCAGCUGUGGAGUCGUAUCGCAUCAAGUCAGAGGAAUGGGCGAAAUUUCAAUCCCUGGUAGCGUCCGUAGCACCUUACGCCGGCGCAGGGCCCACCUGGGUAAAUGCACAGAUUCCGCACUUGCAAGGCGUGGUAUCGCCGUCAUCGCCGUGCAUACAAAAGGGCAAUGCGCUUACGUGGAAAGUGAACGAUGAGGGCGCGAUAGAAUGCUGGGCGAUUAUUGCGCCUUCUGCUGAGACAGGAGGCCAGGUGCGUGCGGCUCUUCUGAAUAUCUUGCUAGGUCGUGUACGACCACGGCGCGCUGAGAAGCCCGAGCAACGACAUGAUACAGUACAUCCUUUCCUUACACAAUUAUCGCAAACGGAGUCAACGACUCAUCGCCCGAUAGCUCACGUCGCCUUCGAGACGCGAACGGGUGGCAACGGUGCCUUUGUUGACUUUUCUGUACGAUAUGGCUCCAUACGCGAUCAGGACCGCGUUACGUUGUGGGAACAUUUGAUGGAGUCGUGCGGUGUAUACACAGGUGCUAUUGCGCGCCAACAUAUGCGUCCCGAUCCGCUUGCACCUGUGGAUACUGAUACCACAGGCCUACUUAAGUGGGAGAGUAAGGCCUUGGAAAAUAAGAAACGUGCGGAGGCGGAACAGGUACGGGAUCGCAUAAUGGCCAUGGCACCGUCCCUGUCACUGGACAGUUUAUUGGACCGCCCUGUUGUGGCCUUGUCAAAUGGGCAGACGCGACGUGCCCGUAUUUUACGUGCCCUCCUGGGCGGCGCUGAAUUUGUUGUGAUGGACGAGCCAUUCACAGGGCUGGAUGUGCCUACACGCGCGUCACUCUCCCAGCUGCUGGGCACGCUCCAUGCACGACGCCGGCCACGUCUGUGUGUGUUUUUGCGUGAGCAGGAUACGGUCCCCUCCUUUGUGACACACAUCCUCCGUGUGGACGAGGAUGGGUACAUUACGCAGCUAGGUGAUAAGACCAAGACGACCCCGCUGCUUACAUCGGCGUCCAGCACGACGCGAUACGCGCUUGGCGGCUAUGACCUUGUGAAGGAAAACCAUGCGCGGGGCUUAGGUGUUGGACAGACCGCCGCUGAGACAAUCGUAUCUAUGCACAACGUCUCGAUUGAGUAUGGCGGCGUCCCUGUGCUACGUAAUGUGACGUUGGCGCUGCAUCCCGGCACGCGUAUGGUGCUCAUGGGCGACAAUGGCAGCGGCAAAACGACGUUGCUUUCCCUUCUACUAGGUGACAAUCCUCGGUCGUUUGCGUUGCCUGCCUCGAUGCUGCGUAUGUGGGGCGCAGCUCGUGAUGCGCCGUCCAAUGCGCAUGUCUUGCUGCAGCGACGCAUAGGCCACUUAUCCCCCGAACUCUUUAAUGUGUUCCCCCGGCAGCACCUUGAUGCCGGCGGGCUCAGUGUAGCUGAUGCUAUUGCGUCAGGUUUCCAUGGUAUCUUUACCAAGCGCUCGCGUACGCCGGCGCAGGAGGCGAGAGUGCUGUCCCUUGUCCGUAUGUUUGCGCAGGAGCUAUGGCAGGAAGGCCCUGCCGGUGGCAAUGCAAUGCCCCGUGCCCAUGACAUUGCAGAGAUGGCCUUUACAAGCCUCCCCCAUGGCGCCCAAGCACUCGUUUUGCUCCUUCGUGCCAUGGUUCAUCGUCCCGCCUUGCUCGUACUCGACGAGCCGUUCCAAGGCAUGAGCGCACAGCAAUGUGCAAAGGCACGUGCGUUCCUUGACGCGCAAUCGCCCAACGAUGCAAUGUCCACGUCAUGGCUCUGGGAUGAGCUGGCCAACGAGGAGGAACGUGCCGCAGAACAGGCAUGGCGGGAACGUAUGGCGAUGGUCGUCGUAAGUCACUACGAGACAGAAUGGCCUCGGUCGUGUGGGCGUUUCCUCCGUCUUUCCCAAGGACACGUCACCGAGCAAUGGUAA
Molecule: messenger RNA, 2856 nt
Organism: Malassezia pachydermatis
Lineage: Eukaryota; Fungi; Basidiomycota; Malasseziomycetes; Malasseziales; Malasseziaceae
Product: ecm31-3-methyl-2-oxobutanoate hydroxymethyltransferase
Exons: 3
Coding region: 1-2856 (951 amino acids)
Biological process (GO): pantothenate biosynthetic process
Cellular component (GO): mitochondrion
Molecular function (GO): 3-methyl-2-oxobutanoate hydroxymethyltransferase activity; magnesium ion binding; ATP hydrolysis activity
Source: RefSeq, a predicted model, not a curated record